AUGGUUAGUCUUAUUCCAAGCUUUGGUGGUGGUGGGUAUGCUAAUGGAACAGAUAAGAAAUAUAUUGUUCCUACUAUCAAGUUGAAUGACGCAACAAAGGGAGAAGGAGACAAUUCUCCUAAAUUCCAUCUCGAUGCUGCUGCUGCUGCUGCUACUGCUACUGCUACUUCACAACCUUCGCCGGCAGCAAGAGGAGUAUCAGCAACAGCAGGAAACCAUUUAUCCAAAAGGUUUAUCGAACCCGUGGGACUCGAGGUGAAAGAAGCAAGUUACAAGAUUAGUAUUCCUGACUUUGCCAAUUUGUCGCCUUUACAAUUGGGAUCAAGAUUCAUCUCCAAUGUCCAUAAAAUCGACUCCAACAUACCGCACGACAUUUUCCAAUCGGAAAUGUCCACAAAAACUCAAUCAAGUCUCGAUAACUACUAUUUCGAUUAUGAGAAUGGGCUAGCGGACUUUUCCAGAUUUGAAAAAAUCCAGCAAAUAGAUUUACCUGAUAGGUUUUUUGAAGAGUACAACAAAACUGAGUCAACUACCAAAAUUGGGUUAUUUAAAGAGAUUGAAAGGUGUUGGAUUGCAAUUGAUGAGAAGUUGAUAUUAUGGAACCAUAAAAUACCGCAGUCGUCGUUUAAUCUGUCGACGCAAUUUCUAACUUUAGACCAAAUCAAAAACACAAUUUUGGCAGUAAAGUUGGUAAAGCCAAAGGAAGGUAUUUUUUUAAAAGAGAUUAAUUAUUUGCUAUUAAUUGCAACUACUACCAAUAUCAAGAUAUUUCUAAUCAAAUAUGACAAGACACUAAACAGUUUGGAGAUUUUCAACCCGGAUUUAUCAGUUAAUGCUCAUGGAUUGGCAGUCAAUAAUUUCAUUACGCAUCCAAAAACACAUGAUAUAUAUUUCAGCGGCGAACGAGAUGGAGUCAACAUCUGGCGCUUGGAUUAUUCAAACAAGUCCUCUUUUACCAAAAACAAAUGCGAUAAAAUAUGUUUAACCAAGGGGGGAAUCACAAGUGUUAUACCGAGCAAAUUUCUGGGAUUUGGAUUCACUUCAGGAACAUCAUCAGGCGUGGAAUCAAACAACUUGGUCAAUGUCCCCGAAAGUAUCGUGCAAUUUGAAAUCGAUGCUGCUCGAGACAUCUUGUAUGCAUUGUCAAACAAAUCGGUGAUUAGGGUUUAUAAACUUCUGCAUAAACAAGAGAGCCUUACGGAGGGUAGUACACUAACUCCCAGCCAGAUUUUCAAAUCGGCAUCCACUCUGUUUGUUGAUGCAAGCAACUUCAAAGUGUUUGAAAGAUUUAAAAUCAUUUAUCUUAACGCUAUUUCACCGGAGGAAUCGUCGAUUAUACAGUUGAUUGCAGUUACCAGCAACGGGUCUAGAAUUCUUCUUAAAUUGGGUUCUGCAACUUCAUUUUCUUCGCUACUCACGUCGACUUUAUCAAGUGCAUUGAGGCUUAAUCUAGUUAAUAUCAAGUUUCCUCCAACUAGAGAAAUACCCGAGGUCAACAAUGAGCUUGAUUCUUUUACAAGGUACAGGCAGUACAUUUCCCAACUUAUUGCCAAUCAGCAAAAAUCCCAGCUUCUCAAAAACACAAAGAUUGCGAAAAUAAUAAGUCCCGGUGUGUUUCUUUGUGUGAAAAAGACAAAGCGUUCGGAUAAACUAUUUGUUGCCACGACAAAUUUUGGAUAUCUUAAGAAAAACAACAAGUUGGUUGAGGAUGCUGAGUUUAUAAAGUAUAACCAAAGCGAAAAUACUCCGUAUACUUAUAUCCAUGAUAUUGUACAAUUGACACCAUCAAUGAAUGCUGCAACAACACCUAAUGGCUAUGCAAACAUUGCAGCCAGUCAGUAUACUAAACAACCAUUGAAAUUUGCAGUGUUGACCAAUUUUGGAAUAAUGGUGUACCAAUUCAAGACCUCAGAUCAAAUUUUAAGAUCUCUUAAGGAUGAAGUAGUGGAAAACUUUAUCGAAGAGAAUGGCUAUGAGGAAACUUGUUCGACGUUAUUGUAUUUGGCUUGCUCGUAUGGUCAAGGCAAUUCAAAUGAUUUGUUUGGAAGAAAAGCGCAAGUCUUAUUUUCCACAUGCGGCAAUAAUGCUCGAUUAACAGGAGGGGGUCAAAAAGUAUCUCAGUCAAUGGCUUUGGUCUCACAUCACCAGCAACUACAGUAUAGCUAUUACCCAACAGUUGACCAAGUUGUUUUUAGUGAUAGGUUUUAUGGGACGUGUUUGUUGAUUGCAAGAUUUCUUCGAGAUAUUUGGAAUAAAAAAGUAUUCAGCCCCUUGUCUUCUAUAAAAAUUACGCCAUAUGGUCACAUUGAAAUUGCCAGCGUGAAGGACAAUAAGGUGUUGAUCAAAAGUUUAAACAUUGAGAAGAAACAAAUAGAAUACUUUAUUGGUACAAUAGUGGUGAUGAUUGAUUUUUUCGUUCAAAACGGGACCAAUAUCCAGGGGUUGAAUGCACCAAACUACAGUUCUAAUCCAUCUCAAUUUGAAAAUGAAGUUUGCUUGCGAGCGGAAAAUAUUGCUUUUACUUCAAUUCUCAAAUCUUUGAAUUCCAUGAAAGAAACCUUUUCGUUUUUGAUGGUGUUAAUUGAAGAAAUCCAGGCUAAGGAAUCUAAUCUUACUGAAAUAUUAGAGUUUCUUUCUCCAACAAACCAAGCAAAUCUUUUAAUGAUUACUUUUAAAGAUUUGCUAUUACCUUCUAGAGAUGUUAAGGUGUUGAUCAAGAGCUUGAUUUCGUCAAUUAUCAAUAAAAAUAUCGCCAAAGGAGGCUCUAUAGAUCUGAUUGUCACAUCAUUGCAAACAAGAUGUAACUCCUUCUGCUCCACCAAUGAUGUUUUUAUCUUCAAAGCAAUAGAGAGUCUUACCAAAGCAACGAAAAUUGGAUCUCGAGACAUUGACCUUAAAUUGCGGUGCUUAAAAAAUGCCGUUCGUUUAUUUGAGGAAACUUAUGAAACUUUGACAUUGGAGAAUAUCGAGACUUCUGUUGCCACUAUGGUGGAUUUAGAAUUUUACUCUGGUGCCAUUGGCAUGUUGUUGAAUAUUGCUCAAAAGUUGAACAACAAUUUAAGAAAUCCAAAUUUUGCAAUAAACCAAGUUGUCAAUGAAGAUAUAAUGAAGAAGUCACAAACGGAUAUUCAUGACAAAGUGAAGAAAUUGUACAAUAUAAUAUUUAACGUUUUGAAAAAGAUUGAUUUGAAGGCACUAAAAAUUUCUGAAACCAACAACCAGCUUUUGAUCAAUGAAUUUUUAGAAAUUCGAGAUUCGGCAUACGACUCUUGUUUUGCUUCCAAAAACAAGGACUUUCAUUAUUACUUUUACGAUUGGUUUAUUGAACAAGGAAUCAGCGAGAGGUUGUUGGAUGUUAACACGCCAUUUGUUUUACCGUACUUGGAACAAAAAGCCGAAAACAAUAUUGCCUUGAGCAAUAUUCUUUGGCUUUAUCAUGCAAAAAGGGAGAACUACUUUGAAGCGGCAAAGAUACUAUAUGCUUUAUCAAUAUCACAAUUUGGUCUUGAUUUGAAUCAAAGAAUUGAAUAUUUAUCUCGGGCCAAUGGAUUUUGUAAUUGUGUUUGUCCGCCAAACUCAAGACAAAAAAUGGUUCAAUUAUCAUCGACAAUCCAAGAGCUUUUUGAAGUCGCAGAUAUACAAUUGACUGUACUCGACAGGAUAAAGGGCGAUCUGAGAAUCAAUGCUAAUAAUAAAAAAGUUGCCAUUGAAGCAAUAGAUUCAAAAAUACUUUCUAUUAGUGACUUGUUCAACAAUUAUGUCGACCCACUUGGCUAUUAUGACUUGUCGUUGUUGAUCUUCAAAGUGUCUGAUUAUAAGAAUAGUGAUGAUAUCAUGAAAAGAUGGACACUUCUUGUUGAAAAAGUGUCUCACGAGUCUAAAACUCUGAAAGAACCGUUUUAUGUUCUUUUGAAUGAUGAGUUUAGUUUAUUUGCAUCACGAUUGUCUAGCAAUGACAUAGUCUAUCCCAUCGACGAUUUGAUUAAGCUAAUCUCAAAGGCACUUUAUGAGGCAAUUGAAGAAAACUCGGUAACUCAAACUCCUCCAAAGGGCUAUCUUGUGGAUUUAUUUAUAAAUUCAGGAGUAAGUUAUGAGAAAUUAUACUAUAACAUGAGAUCGUUGAUUGAACAUAACAUUGCUUGCUCGGUGUACCCUGAGUUUGUUGAGGAUUUGAAGAGGAAAGAAAUGAACUAUCUCAUAAAGAAAUGGUACGCUACAGACAAAAAGCUCAGAGAGUUGAUACCCGCUGAGCAAAUUGUCAAUUACGGGGACGUAUACUCAUUGGAAACCGAUCCCGUAAAGUUAGCCAAUUAUGUAUAA
Messenger RNA from Lodderomyces oxycetoniae, 4320 nucleotides. RefSeq lists its product as uncharacterized. NCBI's taxonomy places the organism in Eukaryota, Fungi, Ascomycota, Pichiomycetes, Serinales, Debaryomycetaceae. The record is from RefSeq and is a predicted model, not a curated record. Gene Ontology annotation, cellular component: nuclear pore; nuclear pore inner ring. The transcript has a single exon. Bases 1 to 4320 code for a protein of 1439 amino acids. Gene Ontology annotation, molecular function: structural constituent of nuclear pore. Gene Ontology annotation, biological process: RNA export from nucleus; transcription-dependent tethering of RNA polymerase II gene DNA at nuclear periphery; protein import into nucleus.